GCCUCUUUUUGCGAUCGACGAGGGACAUUCUUCUGCGACAUCGUUCUCGCACCUUAUCUUGCAUUACUUGCAUUUCAAGCCGCUAUGCCUCACGUCGACCCGCCAGUGGACUCCGCUACUGCACCAGCGGCCGAGGCAACUUCCACUGAACCUUUGACAAGACUGCCCUUUCCUCCGAUCACUUAUUCCCACAUCUUAAACUGUUCAUAUCACAGCUGGCAACCUCGGUACCGCACUUUCGUUCCCAAAUCCCGAGUGAUCCCUCUCAGCGCGCAGUUCGUUUCCUACCUGCGUGCCGACGGUAUCGUCCUGCCGCCGGAGGCUGCCCCGCCCACGGAUGACGAUGACUUGGAUACGUUCUCAGAUGAUGGCGAAGAUGAAGAGGCAGAUCCCUCUGUCGAGUGGCCCGAGAUUCACUCUCAAAUCAAGUCUACCAUCAGCGAGUACGGAGGGAAGGUAACACCGAAGCUGAACUGGAGUGCUCCAAAGGAUGCGACCUGGAUGUCUGCCACAAACGACCUACAGUGCCGCACGCCGAACGACAUCUAUCUGCUUCUGAAGAGCAGCGAUUUCAUUACCCAUGACUUGGAACACCCCUUCGAUGACUGCGUUGCCGACGCUGCCGCUGACACGGCCGGCUCCGCAAUUUCCGCAAGCUCCGCAACUCCGCCCGAAGUCCCUUACCACCUCAUCCUCCGCAAAUACGUCAACUUUAACCCAUCCCUCGAAUUCCGAUGCUGGGUGCGCGACCGUGUGCUUCUAUGUAUCUGCCAGCGCGACCAGAACCACUUCGAUUUCCUUUUCCCCAUGCGCGAUGCGCUCCGGUCCCGGAUCCAGGCUUUCUUCGACGAGAAACUCAAGGGCACAUUCCCCGACCCGAGCUUCGUGUUCGAUGUCUACAUCCCGCCUCCGCACGAGAAGGUCUGGCUUAUUGACAUCAAUCCAUGGGCCGAGAGGACGGAUUCGUUGCUGUUCAGCUGGCUCGAGAUCCUGACAAUGAAAGACCCUGUCGGUAUCUUCGAGGAAGACGAUGGUGCAGAAGAGCAAUUCGUCCGCCUCUCUCUGAAUGGAGCCAGUGGUACAGGCGCCGAAUCGGCCGGGGAAUCCGACUCCGAGUCCGAGUCAGAAUCAGAUGACGUUGGGGACGAUGCCCCAUUGUUCCCAGAAUUCCGGCUAGUCAAACGCGAUGAUCCUGAAGCGUACGCUUUCACGACGCCACAGUAUUCGGCUCACAAAUUGCCGAAGGAGGUGGUUGACGCCUCGCUUACCGGGCCUGGAGGCAUGAGUGAGUUCCUCGGGCAGUGGCAAGAUAUCCUGGCGAAGCAGACUCAGGAAUCUGAUUCGGACGAGUGAUGUACUACGAGGUUAUUGGGAGCUGGUGUUUUGGGCAGGUUCGGCGGCGUUUUCGACUAGACUACUAGAUGUGAAAUAAGACAUAUUAUCAAUUGACUCCUG
Molecule: messenger RNA, 1455 nt
Organism: Aspergillus homomorphus CBS 101889
Lineage: Eukaryota; Fungi; Ascomycota; Eurotiomycetes; Eurotiales; Aspergillaceae
Gene: cdc123
Product: cell proliferation protein CDC123
Exons: 2
Coding region: 85-1353 (422 amino acids)
Cellular component (GO): cytoplasm
Source: RefSeq, a predicted model, not a curated record